UAUCCAACCUGUUACCACUGUGGAGUUGGCCAGUUACGCAGGUUUGACCAAACAUAAACACUGUCGAUGCUCGGUGGACGCAUAAUGGACGACAUGUAAAGGUGACGUGAAGAUUUGUAUCGGUAGAUCGUAAAUUCAGAAAUCCUGACACCCGUUUCCCACGCUCAUCGAAAUGAAUGUCCCUCGCGUUAAACGGGAAAGACGGCGACGGGGCCAGGCACAGUUACCAUGGCAAGAAUCAACAUGGGUGCAAAGUUUUGCCGGCGACGCACCCAGUCCAAUCAAGGUGUCUGACUUGAACCCUGGCUUUGCAUUGCGACAGAUCGUAUUGUUAAUGGAGAAACGGAAAUUCGAUGAUUGUUCGCAGUUAGUUAACCAAAUGAACCAGCUGACAUUGAAAACCAUUAUGCCGGAAAUGCCAGUUGACGUUUUUAUUGAAGAAAUACCGUACUCUCUGGUCAUAUUGGAAAGUUUGUUUUCCAAGUUGUUUAUCGCCGACCCGGACAGUUUUCCUGUAAUCACAUUAAAAGUAGAAAACAUACUUUUAAGAAUCGUACGAUUUCUAGCAAGGCAAGAAGACCCUAAUGCUCAAAAAUUUUCGAAAAUUGACCAAGCGGAUAAAGCCAUCGCUAGUAUUUUACGUAUUAUUGCGUUCGUGGAGCCGGAAAUUAUGAAAACACUUCGUAGUCGGAAAAGAAUGAUGGAGACAGUAUUGGAGGGCAUGGGAGGGCAUGGAUUAGUUAGUAUAGACAACUCGUUAAUGACUUUGCAUGAUGCACUGAAACUAGAAUUUGAGCAGAAUAUUAUUGCCUACAAGGCCGCUUUACAGAAACUUGAAGAUUUAAGUCUUUCCCACAGCAAGCCAAUGACACUUAAAAACAUUUCCACAGGCAGUGCCCGCACGGCCGCUCCAAGUCACCACAAACUCAUGAAAGUCAACCAAGAUCAAAUACAAGUACGACUUUACAAGAACAAAUCACUUCUAAAUGUUGUAGAGCCAAGUAUGAGAUCCAAACUUCCAAACCUGCUGCAGUUUCUACAAGACUGCAUAGAAAACGAUAAAGGUGCACUUUUAGCGUUUGGUCAGCUUCGCAAAGAAAUCAAAACUAUACCCCAAGACGUGAAAGUUGCUCCGAUCAUUGCCCAGUACACACGGGGACUGAGGAAAGUGUUGGAAAUAUUCAAAAGAGUUUCUGAUGAGAAUCCAACCGAUAUGAUGAACAUGCCAGGUGAUGGUUACCAUAGUGAUGAAGAUACUGUGCUAACGAUAGAGCAUACAUUACAUUCCCAAGAUGAAUCUGAUCAACUAUGUGUGGAUUCAGGGAUAUCAUCCGGGACACAGUCACCAGAUAAAACUUCCAGUGAUGCUGGAGACAUAGCGACCACCAGUAAAAAUGGCUCUGAUAUGGAAGUGAUAACUUUAGGACAAGGCAAGGACAUCAGAAGAAAGCAGGAAAGAGGACGGCAAAGAAAUAAAGAAAAAUCUAGAAGAGGGCGAUCAAAAGAACGGCGUUCUAUUUCGAUAGAUCGUGAUGAUAUCAAACAUUCAAUUACGAGACCUAGAAGGAACAGUGUGGAAGAGAGCACUGAACUGAGAGUUAUGAUAGACAGAAUAAACAAAAUGGCUGCUGCAACAGGUCAAAGAAGCAGAAGUCGGUCAUGUAGUCGAGAUCGCUCGGAGCCGCAUCCUCCAGCCCGGAAACACCUUAAGAGUGCCAAAGAAUGGCUGUGGUCAGAUCUUAAUUUGACAGGUGAGGUUGAAAACCAGAGAGAUGGAAGCAGUGCUGACAGCCAAUCAAAUAACUCGGUAGAAAUUAAUGGAUCCUCAAUGAAUGGUAGGGUUUCUCCAAUGGAAGUGAAAAUUUUCAAAUCAAGUCGAGAAAAACUAUUCUCCGAUGAAAUUGAAAGAUUAAAAACGGAAUUGGCUAAAUGCAAAGAUACGAUACAGCUACUACAGCAGCGCGAAAAACAACUCAUGACGAGAUUAUCUGAUACGUCACAGCGUCAUCUCUACCGCAAAGCAUCAGAGCAGCCUGCAGUGGAUUUGAUUAACGCUUACACUAAACUAUACACUGAAUCGCGACAAGAUGCUUUGGAUGUGCUGGAUGUCAUGUCCGAC
Molecule: messenger RNA, 2119 nt
Organism: Saccoglossus kowalevskii
Lineage: Eukaryota; Metazoa; Hemichordata; Enteropneusta; Harrimaniidae
Biological process (GO): mitophagy by internal vacuole formation; mitochondrial protein catabolic process
Cellular component (GO): mitochondrial outer membrane
Source: RefSeq, a predicted model, not a curated record